Molecule: messenger RNA, 834 nt
Organism: Papaver somniferum (opium poppy)
Lineage: Eukaryota; Viridiplantae; Streptophyta; Magnoliopsida; Ranunculales; Papaveraceae
Exons: 3
Coding region: 1-834 (277 amino acids)
Source: RefSeq, a predicted model, not a curated record
AUGGCAUUGGAGAACAAGGAACCUGUUGGGAGGAGUUUUUGGCAAGUAAUAGCUAAGGCCAAGGAAGACUUUCAUAAAUGUGCUGAUAUCCAAUUAAAGAAUGGAGAAGGGUGUAGAUUUUGGCAUGACUGGUGGGUUGAGAAGAGAGAUUUAGCAGACAAAUACCCAAGAUUGUACAAGUUAAGUUUGUUUAAAAUGGGUUCCAUAGCAGAUUUUAAAAGGCAAAACUGGAAUUUUAAUUUUAAGAGAGACUUGGAUCCUGCAGAGAGAAUCGAUCUCUUAGAAUUAAAACAUGAUCUUAGGAGUAUCAUUUUAGUGGAGGAUGAAGUUGAUAAGAUGGUGGGAGAUUUAACAGCUAAGAAGUUAUAUGAGAAACACUCUGACGACAAUGAAGAUUGGGCUUUCGAUAAUGUUGCAUCACAGAGGAAUGACAUUGCCUUCGUAUUUAUGUUUACUGUGCAACACAUAAGAGGAAACCAGCGAUCACCUGCUUUGCACUGUGAGUGGGCUAUGAAGAUAUGGGAUUAUUUUCUUAACGCUUGGAACAUCAGAUGGGUCAUGCAGAAUAACUUAUGCGAUUACCUAGCUGGAUGGAAGAUUGGGAGAUUUAGCAGGGAGAAGAUGAGUAUCUGGAAAACUAUUCCUUAUGCGAUUAUUUGGGAACUUUGGAAGGAGAUAAAUUCUAGAGUUCAUGGUGGUAGGUUUAAGAGUCUGGACGAAUUGUUGGUUGUUGUUAAACACAACUUGUGCCUGUGGUGCUCUAAUGAGGAAGUUUUUAAGGGUUUUUUGAUUACUCAAGUUCUAUUCCAAUGGGAAGAUGUUGUAAAGAUGUAA